GUUCGAGCGGUUCUAAGAAAAUCCUUUAAGCGUAGGGGCAGAGUGACUGCUAAAAGAAAAAUAGUGAGUGCUAAUCACCGUCACCCCAAAAGGAAUCAUGGAUAGCGACGCAUUUCGUAAACGUGGCAAUGAGAUGGUGGAAUACAUUUGCAACUACAUGGAAACGCUGAAUGAUCGACGCGUAACACCCAGUGUCGAGCCUGGCUAUCUGCGGCAUUUAAUACCCUCUGAAGCGCCAUACGAACCCGAGGAGUGGGAUAAGAUCAUGCAAGAUGUGGAAGAUAAAAUAAUGCCAGGUGUCACGCAUUGGCAGCAUCCACGGUUCCAUGCCUACUUUCCGGCAGGCAAUUCAUACGAAUCGAUACUGGGCGAUAUGCUGGGAGAUGGCAUCGGCUGCAUUGGCUUUUCGUGGGCAGCGAGUCCGGCAUGCACGGAGCUGGAAACUAUAGUGCUGGAUUGGUUGGGCAAAGCCAUCGGACUGCCAGACAACUUUUUGGCAUUGAAGGAGGGCAGCACGGGUGGCGGAGUUAUCCAGACUUCCGCCUCCGAAUGUGUAUUGGUCAGCAUGCUGGCGGCACGCGCUCAAGCGCUAAAGCGUCUCAUGGCUCAACAUCCGUUCACCGAGGAGAGUCACCUCCUAUGCAAAUUGAUUGCCUACUGUUCGAAGGAGGCGCACAGUUGUGUUGAGAAGGCUGCGAUGAUAUGCUUCGUGAAAUUGCGCAUUUUGGAGCCAGACGAAAAUGCCAGCCUACGCGGACGCACCCUGAGUGAGGCCAUGGAAGAGGAUGAAAUGCACGGCUUAGUGCCAUUCUUCGUUUCUACGACACUCGGCACUACCGGCUCGUGCGCCUUCGACAACUUGGAGGAAAUCGGUCAGGAGUUGCAAAAGUUUCCGUGUGUUUGGCUGCAUGUGGAUGCUGCCUAUGCCGGCAACUCUUUCAUCUGCCCUGAAUUGAAGCCGCUGCUAAAGGGCAUUGAAUACGCUGAUUCAUUCAACACGAAUCCCAAUAAGUGGCUAUUAACAAAUUUCGACUGCUCAACAUUUUGGGUACGCGAUCGAAUCCGCUUGACAUCAGCACUGGUCGUGGAUCCGUUGUAUCUCAAGCAUUGCUACGAUGAUGCAGCAAUUGACUACCGCCACUGGGGAGUUCCGCUCAGUCGACGUUUCCGCGCAUUGAAAUUGUGGUUUGUUUUGCGUUCAUAUGGAAUUUCCGGACUACAGAAUUACAUACGACGUCACAUCGAAUUGGCCAAACGUUUCGAACAGCUUGUGUUGAAAGACAAACGCUUCGAGAUUUGUAAUCAAGUCAAGCUCGGUUUGGUUUGCUUCCGCUUGAAAGGCAGUGACAAGCUGAACGAGAAAUUGCUUAGUGCCAUCAACGAAUCGGGCAAAUUGCAUAUGGUGCCGGCCAGUGUGAAUGACAAAUACAUCAUCCGUUUCUGUGCAGUGGCUCAAAAUGCCAGCGCAGAUGAUAUCGAUUACGCUUGGGAGAUCAUUGUCGACUUCGCCAAUGAACUGCUUGAGAAGGAGCAACACGACGAACUAACAGAGAUCAUCAAUAGAAAGAAGGAGGACACAUUGGCCAAGAAACGUUCGUUUUUCGUGCGCAUGGUCAGUGAUCCGAAGAUCUACAAUCCGGCUAUAAACAAGGCUGGCACACCCAAUAUGUCGUUAGAUGUCACCUCGCCGGUGGUGGGACACACUUCCAAUCCUAUUAUCAGAACACAAACAUCGAUGGAUCGCAACUCGUGGAUUUCAUGGCCGCUAGCUUUUCUAUUCAACAGCAACAGUGAUGAUGGCGGGCAAAAGAGUAAUGUUUCAUUGCGUUUUCGCCAUUUAGACACAAACGUGCGCCCGACUUCGUCAAGACGCAACUCAGGCGCUACAUCUUCACCAUCCCCUGAGAAUGAGCUGGGCUUUGUUAAUCUGAAGAAGUCGCCACUUAAGGCAGCAACACCAGCGUCACGCAAGGGAGGACUCUCGCCAAACCCAACCGGUAACCAUACCUAAAAAGCCGGUGAUGCGAAGUUGAAGUUCUUGCAUGAUUGCAAAAAUAAAUAAAAUUCAGCAAUACAAUUUAUGUUCUACUAGCAAAAUUCCUUAUUCUAUUAAAUGUUAAAAACUAUAAUUCUAAAAUAUUGAAAGAAAAAAAAAAACUUAAU
Messenger RNA from Anastrepha obliqua, 2163 nucleotides. It is a transcript of the gene Tdc2, whose product is annotated as tyrosine decarboxylase. Lineage: Eukaryota; Metazoa; Arthropoda; Insecta; Diptera; Tephritidae. Bases 98 to 2011 code for a protein of 637 amino acids. Gene Ontology annotation, biological process: amino acid metabolic process. The record is from RefSeq and is a predicted model, not a curated record. Gene Ontology annotation, molecular function: carboxy-lyase activity; pyridoxal phosphate binding. The transcript has 10 exons.